AUGAGAAUGGACGGAAUUGGAUUCUUGCACCUUAUCAUCGGUCGUGAUGAGAGGACCCAGGCUCGUGUUCUUGCCUUGUCCGAGAAUAAUGCUUCUGUUGUCGCUGUGCCAUCGACUUGGUGCUCUGCCCUUUCCAGCAGUGUUCGCGAGGGUCAGGAGGCUGCUUACAUGAAGGCCAUUGCCUCUGCUCUGGCUGCCGAGUACCUGGUUCAGCAGGCAACACCAGCAUUCUGGUUCACGAAGCGGACAAGGUGCUCCGCAAGACAGUCUCGGCUCACGCCAACUAUCUACCUGCAUGAGAUGGUGCCUACCCACAGGCUCAUGGAUGUUUUGCCCCAGGAUGUCUCGGUGGCUGCUCGCCUGGAUGCCGGCUUGGACCGCGCCGUUGCUCGGGUUGAACAGAUCCUGGGAGGAUCGCCAACAAGCUAA
Molecule: messenger RNA, 429 nt
Organism: Aspergillus wentii DTO 134E9
Lineage: Eukaryota; Fungi; Ascomycota; Eurotiomycetes; Eurotiales; Aspergillaceae
Exons: 2
Coding region: 1-429 (142 amino acids)
Source: RefSeq, a predicted model, not a curated record